Messenger RNA from Austrofundulus limnaeus, 3483 nucleotides. RefSeq lists its product as uncharacterized. Bases 747 to 1535 code for a protein of 262 amino acids. The record is from RefSeq and is a predicted model, not a curated record. The transcript has 3 exons. Lineage: Eukaryota; Metazoa; Chordata; Actinopteri; Cyprinodontiformes; Rivulidae.
AUAAGUACUUGUUCACUUACUUUUGAAAAGUUUUGUUUUAUUUUAUAUAUAAAAGCUCUUUAAAAAUACAGUUUGUGGUAGAAAACUCAAACUGUUGUUUUCCAUAUUUUUUGCAGAUGUAAUUAAAGAAGCGGUAAAAGAUAAUUUGUUUAUUAGCAUUUUGCUACUUUUUGCUUUUAGCUUUUUACUUCUUUCAAGCUUUUUGACUAGCUACUUUUAAGCCAUUUGUUUUAGAUCAUUUUUGAUACUUUUAGUUAGUAUUUUCUUACAUUAGCAAGCUUUUUGCCACUGUUAGCUUGAAAGUAGCAUUUUGUUACUUUUUGCUUUGAGCUAGCAGUUUGAAGGUUUGCAGAGAGCUACUUACUUUGCUGAAACCAUCUGAAGUCAAGCACUCAGUCAAUUACUGUUGUUUUAUUAACAGUAAAACUUGUUCAGAAUAGCUCAUUAUCUAAGCUCAAGAUUUAAUAUAAAGAUUUAAUUUUUAUGUAAGACCCAUCAGAAACAUGAAGCUGUUUUUAUUCGACACUGAAAGCCCAGCAGUUAGAAUAUCUUGACUCUUAUUGUUCAAAUAAYUSAUUUGUUCUGUAUUUUMGUUUUGCUUUGAUAAAGUUUUAGUUUGCUACUGAAAUAAUUUUUAUUGUCAUUAAUCUUAGAKUACUUGUGUCAGCUAUGGUUGUUUUUAAAGGAGCUAAAGAAAUAAACUUUUUGUUGUAUUUGUUCAKGAAAAGGCUCCCAGACAAGCUCCGAUGGGACGGAUGGACAGGAUCAGUGCUGCAGUAACAGCUUGCAUCAGUGCGUUGCUGAACAGACUGUGUCCCACCCCACCUUCACCCUCCAGAUCUCCAGAGCCUCCAGUCAGACAUUUGCCUCGUGYUUCUUUGAGACGACAGAAGGUCUGUCCUCUGUUAGUGGACCCUCCUACAGCUCCAGAAACAUCAGAACAGAGUCUCAGUCCCUCUCAGAGUCUCAAAGAGUUUGAGCUUCUGGAGCGUCUGUUCAUGGUCAUGGAGGACAACCAGCAGCUCAGAGAGGAGAGUCUCAGGUUCUCAACACCUGAUGAGGAGSCCCCCUCUGUGACAGUUCCACCUUCAACACCACCUCCAUCGCCCAGGAGAAGGUCCCGCAUCCCUGUAAGCGUCCGACGCCUCCUUAAAAGUACUAAACUGUGGAGACAUCACAUAUAUCCAGCUGAGACAUCCAUGUCCAAAGGGCACACCACCACGCAGCCAGUGGGGGGGCCCAAGAUGAUCCUGGAGAGGGGGCAGCCCAGGAUCCAUCCUGACAGGUCAGCAGGCUGCGUGCUGAUGGUUCUGUUCAACACUGGACUGAGCCACCUGAGUCCASCGGUGAGGAUCAGCACUGCUCAGCAGCUCCACCUGCUGGCUGAUGACAUGGGAGGGGAUGCAGUUCUGACAGCAGGACCCGAUUUCCCCUCAGGCUUCCUCCUGGCUCUCAGUCAGAUGUGUCUGGAUGCUUCAGCUGCAGUCAGGUCAGUUAGCAGGCCCCAUGGACAUGCUGUUCUCCGACAACUUUGAAUUCAUGAGGAGUGGAAGAGAAAGACCGUCUUCCUGUGCAAAAAAUCCUGCUAAAGGCCAGAAGGACAGAGACAAGCAGAGGGACGCAGAGACGACUGAAGAAAUGUAUUGGGGUCUGUUUAAAAUUUGAGUAUAUGGGGUCUUAUAAGGUGUGCAAAUCUAGAUAUGGGCUUAAAUCUAAUCUAAAURUCUCUUGUAGUUACUUGUAUUUUAUAAUUAAUCUUAACAUAAUUACAAUCUAGUAACCGCUGGUGGGCCAAACAAAAUGGUUUGACAGGCCAAUUUUGGCCCGCGGGCCCCACUUUGGGCACCUCUGAUAUAGAGGGUGAGUUAAAAGUUGCAGGACACCCUUUUUAUUUUGACCCAGUAUGGUGGAGUUUGAGAUUGCAGCCAUGUUCAGACACGUCACUUUCCCUUUUCUUUUAGAAAUAAAAGGCUGUCCUGAGACUUUUGACUCACUCGRUAUUUUACUACGUAAUAUUAAAUUUAUGUAGACAGUAAUGGUGUAAUGGAGUUAGGAGCUUUUCGUGUAAAUUUGGCAAAAAAUUGUCCAAGAUUCAAAGAAAAGAAUCUUCAGAAAGAAAUAUUUCUUGUUAAAUYAGAGGCAAAGUGUUAAGACAUAAGGGAUGACUCAAGUUUUUUAAUUGUCAAUCUGAGCCUCUUCAGUUGGUGCUCCAGAAAAAAACUGAUCAAACGGUGUUCAGUUCGACGGACUUGUUUCGAGCCACUCUGACUUCAGAGGCAGAAAUUAGUCUGAAGAGAAAUUCUUACAUAUUAAAAGUCACCUUUAAUUAUCAAGCAGAACUCCACAGCAGUCGUGUUUUUUUAAUAAUAAAUGUUUACAGCUGACCACCAGAGGGAAGAACGUCAGAAAGCUUUUUCUGAUCUUAAUUAAGCCCUGCGUGCUCUCCUUCAACUCACCUAUUCAGUCGUUCUAUCUUUACAUCUUUUUUUCUCUUCCGUUCUGCUCUCAAAGCUUUUAACGUGUAGAUUAUUUUGCCUCAGUCUCUGCUCUUUUUUUCCUCUCCCCMUUCACAUGAGGAUGCCAAGGCCGAGAUUGAGGGAAACCCAAAUUGGGGGCAGAAAKGGGGGAUUAGAGCAGCUGUUUAAUCUAGGACAGACUUGCACAGUGCCGUGCCACGCAGCCACACACCCCCACCCCUCUAUCCCUGCAUCAGUCUAUCUUGGAUGGUCCUUUAAAUGUUUAAACUAAUGGAUUUGAUAAGUGUUUUUUUUCCUCUCUUCCUUCCUAACAGGAGGGCUAUAAUCCCUCAUGGAUUUAAAUGAAAUGUGAAAUGUCACAAUGCCAGGGACCCUUUUAGAGGUGUGUGUACGUGUUGAUUUUUGUGUGUGUGCGUAUGCUYAAAUCUCCACUCCAGACUUUUUUUUUUUAUUCCCCAUCCCGGGCUGCACAUAAACAUGUUUGAUAAACAGAUUAGCACAAUGAAAAGCGAAAUGUUUUGAUGGUUACAGGAGCACACUUGYACAAACUCCAGGGACACAUGUCGACAUUGUGACUGUCGGCUUCAAGCGUCAUGAAAUGUUGACCUUCAACCUCGUGGUCACCGAUGGAAAGAGUGGAAAACAAAUGUUUCGCUGUGACGUUGACAUGUUCUUUGAUUGCAGUGCCUCACUCACUUCUGUGCUAACGAGCCGUAAAAUGUGCGAUUUGAAGGUCAGCUCUUCACAUCUCAGAAGCUUUCUACAACACAGCUGAAGAAGUCUGCCGUUUUAGUUGUGAUGAAGGACAAAAAGGGAGUGUGGACUUUUCAGCACAUAAUCUGUCGUUUCUACUGGAAGGCCUGGUUACCGUCUGUCAGCUGAUUGGACAAUGAGGUUUAGGAAACUGUCACUCUGCCCACAGAAACAAAUAUUUCCACAUGUUUUUGUGCCCUUUUUGGUAAAUCUAAAUGUCAGAUCUGUUGCUGUAAGUAAACAAUAAGAUGAA